Molecule: messenger RNA, 1185 nt
Organism: Humulus lupulus (European hop)
Lineage: Eukaryota; Viridiplantae; Streptophyta; Magnoliopsida; Rosales; Cannabaceae
Product: rac-like GTP-binding protein 5
Exons: 8
Coding region: 291-884 (197 amino acids)
Biological process (GO): regulation of actin cytoskeleton organization; cortical cytoskeleton organization; small GTPase-mediated signal transduction
Cellular component (GO): cytoskeleton; cytoplasmic vesicle; cell cortex
Molecular function (GO): GTP binding; GTPase activity; protein kinase binding
Source: RefSeq, a predicted model, not a curated record
AAAGAAAAGUAAUUUGAAGAAAAUAUUAAAAAAAGAAAAAAGAAAAAGAAGAAAACAAGAGGAGGAGUAAUUCAAAUUUCGAUUUUGUGGUAUCCAAUAAGGUAUGGAGGAUUGAGUAAGCGAAGAAGAAUGACAUAGCUGGCAAAGAAGAGAAGGGUUGAUACUUGAUUUGAUGGUGUCCUUCUAAAGAUCGUUUCUUUCAACAACGCCAACGUGUUAGAGAGAAAGAGAGAAUCAUUGUUUGAACUGGGUUUUUCUUAGAGUGGAGAUCUGGUGCUUCCUUCGUGGAAAUGAGCGCUUCUAGGUUCAUCAAGUGCGUUACGGUCGGUGAUGGUGCUGUUGGCAAAACCUGCAUGCUUAUUUCAUAUACCAGCAACACUUUUCCUACGGACUAUGUACCAACCGUGUUUGAUAAUUUCAGUGCUAAUGUUGUUGUGGAUGGAAGCACUGUCAACCUAGGAUUAUGGGAUACUGCAGGUCAGGAGGAUUACAACAGGUUAAGACCCUUGAGCUAUCGAGGGGCAGAUGUUUUUAUACUUGCCUUUUCUCUCAUAAGCAAGGCCAGCUAUGAAAACGUCGCCAAGAAGUGGAUUCCCGAACUCAGGCAUUAUGCGCCAGGUGUUCCAAUCAUUCUUGUUGGAACAAAGCUCGAUCUGCGAGAUGAUAAACAAUUUUUUGUUGACCAUCCUGGCGCGGCAUCCAUUAGUACAGCUCUGGGUGAGGAAUUGAGGAAACUGAUUGGAGCUCCUGCGUACAUUGAGUGCAGUUCAAAAACCCAACAAAAUGUGAAGGCUGUCUUUGACGCAGCUAUUAAGGUGGUUCUCCAGCCACCAAAACAGAAGAAGAAGAAGAAAAAGGCACAAAAGGCUUGCUCGAUAUUAUGAUCUGAUUGGUUAAGAAUUAGAUUUGACCUAAAGAUACAAUGACUCGCCAGCCUUUCUUUGUCAGUCUUUUAUCCUUUAUGUUCGCCAUUGUGUAUGUAUAUUCUUUGAUUGACAUUCUGGGAUUCAUGUGAAAGUUUGGAAUUGAUUUGUUUCACUGUUGUUGUUCCAAACGGAUACUGAUGAGAAGAUUCCUUGUUAACAAGUAUGGCAUCUCUCUAAGUUUGCCUAUGUAUUAACCAGAACUAUUAUCAACAGUCGUAUUAUUAAAAGAUGAAGUCGGUUUCUAUGUUUAUAAUUUCCA